Messenger RNA from Grammomys surdaster, 2049 nucleotides. It is a transcript of the gene Abcg4, whose product is annotated as ATP binding cassette subfamily G member 4. The record is from RefSeq and is a predicted model, not a curated record. The transcript is spliced from 15 exons. Gene Ontology annotation, molecular function: ABC-type transporter activity; ATP binding; ATP hydrolysis activity. Gene Ontology annotation, cellular component: plasma membrane. Bases 109 to 2049 code for a protein of 646 amino acids. Lineage: Eukaryota; Metazoa; Chordata; Mammalia; Rodentia; Muridae.
CUCCCGCGCCGCAACGCUGAGCAUCCGGGUCGAACAUCCCGGUUGAGCAUCCCUGCUGAGCAUCCUUGCGUCGCAGCGGCCAGAGACGCGUCAAGGCCGGCUGCUGUGAUGGCGGAGAAGGCACUGGAGGCCGUGGGCUGUGGACUGGGCCCUGGGGCUGUGGCCAUGGCCGUGACACUGGAGGACGGGGCAGAGCCCCCUGUGCUGACCACGCACCUAAAGAAGGUGGAGAACCAUAUUACAGAAGCACAGCGCUUCUCUCACCUGCCCAAGCGCUCUGCUGUGGACAUCGAGUUCGUGGAACUGUCCUAUUCCGUCCGGGAGGGGCCCUGGUGGCGCAAACGGGGUUACAAGACCCUCCUCAAGUGCCUGUCUGGUAAGUUCUGUCGCCGAGAGCUGAUUGGAAUCAUGGGCCCCUCUGGGGCUGGCAAGUCCACGUUCAUGAACAUCUUGGCGGGGUACAGGGAGUCAGGGAUGAAGGGGCAGAUCCUGGUUAAUGGGAGGCCACGCGAUCUGAGGACCUUCCGAAAGAUGUCCUGCUACAUCAUGCAGGACGACAUGCUUCUGCCUCACCUCACAGUCCUGGAGGCCAUGAUGGUCUCUGCCAACCUGAAGCUGAGUGAGAAGCAAGAGGUGAAGAAGGAACUGGUGACAGAGAUCCUGACAGCCCUGGGACUGAUGUCCUGCUCUCACACGAGGACAGCCCUGCUCUCUGGAGGGCAGAGGAAGCGCCUGGCCAUUGCUCUGGAACUGGUCAACAACCCGCCCGUCAUGUUCUUUGAUGAGCCUACCAGCGGUCUAGACAGCGCUUCUUGUUUCCAAGUGGUGUCCCUCAUGAAGUCUCUGGCCCAUGGUGGCCGCACCGUCAUCUGUACCAUCCACCAGCCCAGUGCCAAGCUCUUUGAGAUGUUUGACAAGCUCUACAUCCUGAGCCAGGGACAGUGCAUCUUCAAGGGCGUGGUUACCAACCUGAUUCCCUAUCUGAAGGGGCUUGGCUUGCACUGCCCCACCUACCACAACCCCGCUGACUUCAUUAUUGAGGUGGCCUCUGGAGAGUAUGGAGACCUGAACCCCAUGCUGUUCAGGGCUGUGCAGAAUGGCCUUUGCACCAUGGCCGAGAAGAAGAGCAGUCCUGAGAAGAAUGAGGUCCCUGCCCACUGCCCCACUUGCCCUCCGGAACUGGAUCCCAUCGAAAGCCACACGUUUGCGACCAGCACCCUCACCCAGUUCUGCAUCCUCUUCCGGAGGACUUUCUUGUCCAUCCUCAGGGACACGGUCCUGACUCACCUGCGGUUCAUGUCCCACGUGCUGAUCGGCGUCCUCAUUGGUCUCCUUUACCUGCACAUCGGUGAUGACGCCAGCAAGGUCUUCAACAACACCGGCUUCCUCUUUUUCUCCAUGCUCUUCCUCAUGUUCGCCGCCCUCAUGCCCACUGUGCUCACCUUUCCCUUAGAGAUGGCGGUCUUCAUGAGAGAGCACUUGAACUACUGGUACAGUCUCAAAGCGUAUUACCUGGCCAAAACCAUGGCUGACGUGCCCUUCCAGGUGGUAUGCCCGGUGGUGUACUGCAGCAUCGUGUACUGGAUGACAGGCCAGCCAGCUGAGACCAGCCGCUUCCUGCUCUUCUCAGCCUUGGCCAUAGCCACUGCCUUAGUUGCCCAGUCUUUGGGACUGUUGAUCGGAGCUGCCUCCACCUCCUUGCAGGUGGCCACCUUUGUGGGCCCGGUGACUGCCAUCCCUGUCCUCUUAUUCUCCGGCUUCUUUGUCAGUUUCAAGACCAUCCCCACUUACCUGCAAUGGAGCUCCUACCUCUCCUAUGUCAGGUAUGGCUUUGAGGGUCUGAUCUUGACCAUCUAUGGCAUGGAACGAGGACACCUGACCUGCUUAGAUGAACACUGCCCUUUCCGGGACCCACAGAUCAUCUUGCGUGAGCUGGAUGUGGAGGAGGCCAAACUCUACAUGGACUUCCUGGUCCUGGGCAUUUUCUUCCUUGCCCUGCGGCUGCUGGCAUACCUUGUGCUCCGGUACCGGGUCAAGUCUGAGAGAUAA